AGAAAAAAAGAAAGAAAUAAAAAAAAAGGCAAUGAAGAAAAGGGCUUCAGCUCAGGCCCGGAUUUUCUGUCUCCCGGGCGGGGGCAGGAGGACCGCUAGGUGGCGCGCCCGGACAAGCGGCACGGCUCGGAGCGCACAGGCGCAGCUCGGCACAGCCCGGAUCGGAUCCGAGAGGCUCGGCUCUGCACGGCUCCGCUCGGGGCGGGCCCGAGGCCACCUGCGCGUCGCGCUGCUCCGGCUGCGGAGCCCCCCGAGCCCGUCCCUACGCGUACCUGGCAGCGCCGAGCCCCGGGCAAGGGGCAGCGGCCACAUCCACGCCGCGCCGGUGUCCCCGCUCAGCCGCCGCCGAGCACCCGCCGCUACUGAGCACGGGGCGGGGGGAGCCGCCGGGUCUUCCCAGAAUCAUCACAGGGGUUGGAAGGGACUUCAAGAGACCAUCGAGUCCACCCCCCCGCUAAAGCAGGUACCCUACAGGAUGCCGUACAGAUGUUGAGCACUAUGCCGAUGCUCCCAUGGAACCACUUUCAAAACUCCAGCACUCUCCGAGGAAGCACUCACCAGAAGACCUGCAUUUUUAUUUGUGAAUUAAGGACCAUUUUUUCCCAUGUGCAUCACUUCACAUUUGUCUACAUGAAACUUUAUCCACCAUUCCAUUGCUUGGUCAUUCCCUUUCACGAACCUUCCUGCAGUUCUUCGCUUUGUCUUUAUUAACCCAUAUAAUUUGGUAGCCUCACCAGACUUUGUGGCUCAAUCACUCAUCCCUUUUCCAGAUCAUUUAUGAGCAUGCAGAAUAGUGCAGGGUACAACAGGUUGUUACUGCUAAACUGUCACCUCUACAAAAAUUAGUUGCUUAGUACUAUGUUUUAUUUCUUAUUUUUCAGAAAAUUAGGCUAGCAGAGGUUUGUUCCAUUAAGUGAACUCGGGUGUUUUGUUCCCGAUUUCACAUUUCUAUCUCAUCUCAGGUGGCACUUAUUAGAAGUUAUCAAGAUAAAUGAAAAGUCUAAAAACUGUUUGGGAAAAAGUAAAUUAUAUUAAUGAGCAUAACCUGUAUUUAUGCUUUCUAUUUUUCUUUUUCAUUUUUAACCAGGUUCUUGAAUACUGUUUCAUUACUAAUAUUUUAUUUCUUGCAGUAGUAAGGUGGAUAAUUCUUCAUGCAAAUUUAAAUAUUUUGGGGGGAAGAAAAUGUAAUUAUUGCAUUAAGAAGUACCUCAAAAUAACUAAAGACUGUAAAAAGACAUCAAGAAUAUGUAUUUCAUAGUAAUGAUUUUUUAAAAGCAUACUGUAUAAUAUACAUGGUAGGGCUGUAAAAAUAUAAUUGUUGGGAAAGUUCCAGCAUGCUAAUUUUAUCCUUCAGAAGUAAUUUUACCUCAUUAGAAGAUUAGUGAGCCCUUAUGGUAUUUUUACAUGUCCCAAAAAUAAGUUUGACAUCAUAUACCAACUGAGAGACAUUCACUUGGAACUGAGCUUUGAAAGACCGAUGCCUAAAAAAAGAGAGAGAGUGAAAAUGAAAAGCAAAUAAGUAUUAACAUCAACAAUCUACUGUUUUCUAUUGAAGUUCUUCCCCGUGGAUCUAUGGAGAAAAUAAAGCAAGUUUUUACCAUCACAUUUGAAAGCACUCACAGAACUGUAAUUUGAUGGAAGUAGAUAAUUCACAAAAUGAGUUACAAAAUGUUUCCAAAUAAGAUUCUCUUGGAUUUUUUUGCAUGUAGAAAUCUGGGAUAGGAGCCUCAACUUUCUAUGUGGGCAGCACACACAGGGUGUGGAUGCACUGGCUGCACAGACGCUCCCGGAAUGCAGUCUGGCCUUACAACACUGGACAAAUGCAUUCUGCUCCCAGGCAGGUUUUGCACACGUACAAAUAGUUUUGGAUCAUAGCAAGAAAAUGUCCACAAUCUGAGAAUUUCACUCCAUGUAGCGCAUUAUGCCUCAACAGAAAGAUAAACCUGCCCACAAAGUACUCUUUUGCGUAAGAACCGUGGGUAAAGAAAACAGAGGUGCACCUCAGGAAAACAAAAAAAAAAGUUGAUAGAUGUCAAAAAAGAAUACAAAUGCCCUUAACCCAAUUAAAAGUUCAGUGCACAGUCCCUUGCCAUAUUCAGUGAGCAGGGAGUAAUUCAGCUUUACUCUCUUUACUCUCUUCCUUUCAUUCUGUCCCCCCAGUGCUCAUGUG
Molecule: messenger RNA, 2170 nt
Organism: Numida meleagris (helmeted guineafowl)
Lineage: Eukaryota; Metazoa; Chordata; Aves; Galliformes; Numididae
Exons: 4
Coding region: 32-493 (153 amino acids)
Source: RefSeq, a predicted model, not a curated record